Zootermopsis nevadensis is the source of this 1791-nucleotide messenger RNA. NCBI's taxonomy places the organism in Eukaryota, Metazoa, Arthropoda, Insecta, Blattodea, Termopsidae. The record is from RefSeq and is a predicted model, not a curated record.
AUUUUAAAAAGAUAAAUGACUGUCUUCCGGCACAUAACGCCGUGCAGUCUGGUAGAACUUUACAGACGUUUCAGAGGCGAUUUUAGUCCUGAUGAUGGAGGCAGCAAGAUGUUUGGCGUGAGACACUUGCAAAUAAUGCUCAUGUUCUUGUGCCUCGCCGUCGGGUACUCGCUGCGAGUCAACUUGUCUGUCGCCAUUGUUGCCAUGAUGGACAGGAAUGGGACAGGAGUCGAUUUUCCUGAAUACAACUGGGACCCAACUGUGAAAGCAAAUAUACUGACUUCUUUCUUCUGGGGCUAUGUCAUAACGCAAAUACCAGCAGGACAACUUGCUCAGAGGUUUGGACCAAAGAUCCUCCUCACAGGGUCCUUAUUUACAUGUUCAGUGUUCACUGUCCUGACGCCUCUAGCAGCUGAAAUUGGUGACUGGGGUCUCGUGUGCGGAGCAAGAGUGAUUCAAGGACUUGCCCAGGGAUUCAUAUAUCCUUCCGUUCACACCCUUCUAUCCAGCUGGGCUCCAAUUGAGGAAAGAGGCAGAUUUGCCACGUAUGUGUAUGCAGGAGGACAAAUUGGAACCAUCAUAGCCAUGCCUAUAUGUGGUGCCCUUGCAUCUUCAGCAAUAGGCUGGCCAUCUAUCUUCUACAUAUUUGGUGCAUUGGGUAUAUGCUGGGUUUUGCUCUGGAUGUUUCUGGGAGCAGACUCUCCUGGUACUCACAGGUUCAUCUCAAAAGCAGAACAACUGUACAUUGAAACCAACCUUGGUUGCAAAGUAUCUACCGACACAAAACGUCAGACUCCUUGGCUUGAAAUUUGCACUUCAUUACCCUUGUGGGCUGUAGUCAUUGCCCACUGUGGCCAGAAUUGGGGCUUCUGGACAUUGCUUACAGAGAUGCCAUCUUAUAUGAAUUCCAUCCUCAAGUUUGAUCUGCAGUCAAAUGGCCUCCUAUCAGCACUGCCAUAUCUUGUCAUGUGGCUCAUGAGUUUUGUCUUCAGCUGGGUGUCAGAUUUUCUCAAUACAAGGCACAUAAUAUCACUUGGUACAUCAAGAAAAGUAUUCAACAGUAUUGGGCACUGGAUUCCUGGAUUGGCUCUGAUUGGUCUGACUUUGUCCAACACAACCGACAGCACAGCAGCAGUGGCAUUGCUUACACUAGCUGUAGGUGUCAACUCUGCCGUUUAUGUUGGUUUCCAGCUGAAUCAUAUCGAUUUAUCUCCAAAUUAUGCUGGGACAAUGAUGGGAAUUACCAACUGCAUAUCUAACAUCAUGUCUAUUAUUGCUCCACUUCUUGUCGGAUUUAUAGUCACAGAUGAGGAAAAUGAAACACAGUGGCACACUGUGUUCUACAUUGCGUCUGGUGUGUACUUUGGUGGUAAUCUGUUCUUUGUGCUGUUUGGGAAAGCUGAAAUCCAGUCUUGGAAUGAACCAGAUUCGCCAAGAGAUAUAGAAGUCACGGAAAACAAUGCUAUGAAGAAAACACAGGCAACAGAAACGCUAUGAAGAGUAUGGCACUAGCGACAUGCUUUAACAGAUGUGCCCUGCCUUGGCGAGGUGGUACCGCUGAUUUAUAGCAGUGGUGGUGAAGUACAAAGGGCAAGCAUAAUGUAUGGAAGAGAGACAUGCUGAACUUAUGCAGCUCUUCUGCCAAGCGCAACAUGAUAGAAAAAAUCAUUUGUACACAGUGUAUAUUAUAUUGAAUUGUAUAUCGAAAGAUUAUUCAAGUCAUUUUAUGCAGCAUUUUAGUCUGCUUUCAGUUUUGUAUAAGUUAAAUUAAACUUACAUCCAAUAUCAAAA